This is a messenger RNA of Rana temporaria (common frog), 1200 nucleotides long. RefSeq names its product intestinal mucin-like protein. NCBI's taxonomy places the organism in Eukaryota, Metazoa, Chordata, Amphibia, Anura, Ranidae. The transcript has 2 exons. Bases 101 to 388 code for a protein of 95 amino acids. The record is from RefSeq and is a predicted model, not a curated record.
GUAUUCUAAAUCUGCAUACAAUUGAUGGAUCUGGUUAUUUUCAGUUCUUGAACAUAUUUUCUUUUACCUUACAGUUAUAAAACCAUGUGUCAAAUACAUUAUGUCCAGCAUUAUUGAGAACCAAAACUGCACAUCCCUUGGACCUGUGGAACUGACAUAUUGUGAAGGAGGUUGCUUGUCUUCAUCAAGGUUCUCCUUUGACAGUGAAAUGAUGGACGGAGACUGUACAUGUUGCAGGCCUUUUCAGUCCACAAACAGAACUGUUGAACUGACGUGUUUAGAUAACACUACAACAUUGUAUUCAUACAUCUAUGUGGAGGAGUGUAGCUGCCAAAUACCUGAAUGUGAAUAUCUUACACCAACCAAUAUGGUUCCGUACAAUGUUUAACUUCAGAUUAACAUUCAAUUGUUACUUUCAUGGACCUUAAAGUAAUUGCUUUUCUUGCUAGUUUGUUGCAAUGUAGACGGUUAAAUAGUAUUGGGCUCAAAAACUCAAAUUUGAAUUAUUUACAAAAAAGGUCAGGGAUGUAGUUACUGUAUAGAUUGUAUUAACUAUAUAAAAAUAUAAAGCUUUAUUAUUUCUAUGACAUGUUUCAUACUUUCAUAAUCAGCUAUUUAAAAUGUAAAAUGUUUUGGAGAUUUUACUUCCUUAUACAGAGGCAAUAAUUGUAAAAUUAACAAAAAUAUGUUAUUCUAUUUAUGCAAAAUCAAACAAAGGAUAAUAUUCAAGAAUAAACAAUGGGAGUUGUCAGUUAUGGAAGAUCCAAAUAAGACUGUAUUUAUUUGUACCAAACUUACCACUUUGUGGGCCAAUGGAAGUAAAACAGAUUAGUAAAAUAUCACAUUCUUCCACUCUACGCUAGUUAGAUAUUUUGCACCUCAGGAAACUCAUACUGUUAAAUCCUUGCUUCAGACAAAACAUUUUUUGUGUGGAGUGAGUAGACAAGAGUUAGAACAUCAGAAGUGUUUAAUUUUUGUCUGUGGCUUUGUUAAAUAAGUUCCUUUCACUUCCUGUUCCUGUGAUACCAGGACAAAAAAAUAAUAAUUGGGGAACAGGCAUCACCAUAUCAGGAAGACACCAACGACAAUAACAAUGAAACAGAGGUUCUAACUCCUCCCCAAUCUACUAGAACAUAGACAUGUGCACACUGAAAUAUUUUGUUUCGGAAUUUCGGUUUCGUCCAAAAUAUUUAUUCAUUU